AUGGCUGGUGGCAGCUUGGGGUGGGUGGUCCGGGAUGAGUUUAGGUGGUUUCGCCAUGAAGCCCUUCAUGCGGGGAACAGUGGCGAAAGUCCAACAAGGUUGGCAGUAGGUGAAGGUGGUGGUGGUGGAGGCAGAUUUAAAAAUCAUGAUAGAUGCUCUUCGGGGAGGAACCAAUCUUGA
This is a messenger RNA of Prunus armeniaca (apricot), 180 nucleotides long. NCBI's taxonomy places the organism in Eukaryota, Viridiplantae, Streptophyta, Magnoliopsida, Rosales, Rosaceae. The record is from the annotation of a GenBank genome assembly.